Messenger RNA from Syngnathoides biaculeatus (alligator pipefish), 2349 nucleotides. RefSeq names its product elongator acetyltransferase complex subunit 3 (gene elp3). Gene Ontology annotation, molecular function: acyltransferase activity, transferring groups other than amino-acyl groups; iron-sulfur cluster binding. The record is from RefSeq and is a predicted model, not a curated record. Gene Ontology annotation, biological process: tRNA wobble base 5-methoxycarbonylmethyl-2-thiouridinylation. Gene Ontology annotation, cellular component: cytoplasm; nucleus; elongator holoenzyme complex. Bases 239 to 1855 code for a protein of 538 amino acids. The transcript is spliced from 15 exons. NCBI's taxonomy places the organism in Eukaryota, Metazoa, Chordata, Actinopteri, Syngnathiformes, Syngnathidae.
CUGCGACAAACUUUUGAAAUAUCCAGAUCAAAUUGCUCUGCCUCGCCGUAACUCAUUGCUUAUGCUAACGUCAAGUUAUGUAUCUUUAUUUUUGGAUUAAAACUCCGUGUGUAGCAUUUUUGAUUAUUGUAGCGCUUCAACGGCAAAUCGGCAAUAUUUUGUGGCCACAACAUGCCUCGUUUUUAUUUGUUUUAUCAAGUUAUGCCAUCACAAAUGUGACUUCAGUCGAGCUGAACUGAUGAUGAUGACUAUCGCAGAUGUUAUCAAACUGCUGGUUGAGGCUCACGAAGAUGGAAGAGACAUCGACCUUAACAAAGUAAAAACAAAAAUAUCUGCUAAAUAUGCCCUGGAGACUCAGCCUCGUUUGGUGGAUAUUAUAGCUGCUGUUCCUCCACAAUACCGCCGCGCUCUGGUGCCUAAACUAAAGGCCAAACCAAUCCGCACUGCCAGUGGGAUUGCAGUCGUCGCUGUGAUGUGCAAACCACAUAGAUGUCCACACAUAAGCUUCACCGGCAAUAUUUGUGUGUACUGCCCGGGUGGGCCGGACUCAGACUUUGAAUACUCCACGCAGUCUUACACUGGUUACGAGCCAACCUCGAUGAGGGCCAUCCGAGCUCGAUAUGAUCCCUACCUUCAGACCAGGCAUCGAGUCGACCAACUAAAGCAGCUGGGCCACAGUGUGGAUAAGGUGGAAUUCAUUGUGAUGGGUGGAACCUUCAUGGCUCUGUCCGAAGAGUAUAGAGAUUACUUCAUUAGAAACCUCCAUGAUGCUUUGUCUGGACACACUUCAAACAAUGUGGCAGAGGCUGUAAGGUACUCUGAGCGCAGUAACACCAAGUGCGUAGGAAUCACUAUCGAGACACGGCCCGACUACAGUCUGAAACGACACCUGAGUGACAUGCUAGGCUACGGGUGUACCAGACUGGAGAUCGGUGUCCAAAGUGUGUAUGAAGAUGUGGCCAGAGACACAAACAGGGGACACACAGUUCGAGCUGUGUGUGAGUCUUUCCACUUUGCAAAAGAUGCUGGCUUCAAAGUGGUGGCCCACAUGAUGCCAGACCUGCCCAAUGUAGGCAUAGAGCGAGAUGUGGAGCAGUUCAUCGAGUUUUUUGAGAAUCCCGCAUUUAGGCCCGAUGGUUUAAAGCUUUACCCCACUCUAGUGAUCCGGGGCACAGGCCUGUAUGAGCUAUGGAAGACGGGGCGCUACAAAAGCUAUACACCCAGCACCUUGGUCGAUCUCGUUGCCCGAAUUCUAGCACUGGUGCCACCCUGGACAAGGGUUUAUCGUGUGCAGAGGGACAUCCCCAUGCCUUUGGUGAGCUCUGGAGUGGAGCACGGAAACCUGCGAGAAUUGGCACUAGCCAGGAUGAAGGACAUGGGCACUGAAUGUCGAGAUGUGAGAACCAGAGAAGUGGGCAUUCAGGAAAUCCACCACAAAGUUCGACCCUACCAGGUGGAGCUAGUGCGGAGGGACUAUGUGGCCAACGGUAGCUGGGAAACUUUCCUCUCCUAUGAGGAUCCAGAUCAAGACAUUCUGAUAGGACUGCUGCGUUUGCGCCGUUGCUCUCCGCAGUCUUUCCGACCCGAGUUGAAGGGUGGUGUGUCCAUCGUCCGCGAGCUGCACGUGUACGGCAGUGUGGUCCCCGUCAGCAGCCGGGACCCCAGCAAGUUCCAACAUCAGGGGUUUGGGAUGAUGUUGAUGGAAGAAGCAGAGAGAAUUGCCACAGAUGAACAUGGCUCUCAUAAAUUGGCAGUCAUCUCAGGUGUAGGAACAAGGAACUACUACAGGAAGAUGGGCUAUGAAUUGGAAGGACCCUACAUGGUUAAGCAUAUACGUGGACCUGGAUGGGACUGAACUUGGACUGUUUUUAUCAGCAUAAUCAGGCGGACAAACGCACAGAGAAUAUUUUUAUCCAUUUUUAAAAAACAGUAUUUAUUUUAAAACUAAUCAUCAUGAAAUAUCAUUGAAAUACAUUAUGUAUUGUAUGUCACUCAUUAAAUAAGCAAAAUAAUGGUGGUGGCAAUAAGAUUGGGGGGGGGGGUUUGAAAUAGUUGGGGCGAUGGGAGUAAGACUUGACUACAAUAUGUUUUGCAUUGUCAGUAUGCAUUCCAGACCUACAUGGCGAAUUUACAUGAAAUUUGAGUGUCUGUCAUGGACAGUAAAAGAUCAUAAAACCUACUGUUUGUGUAAUUACACUUUUUAAUUUACAUUUGACUUUUUCGGUCACAUGCAUUUGUUCCCUUCAUUCUUGUAAUCAUAUUUCAUGGAUGCAUAUGAAUUAUUUUAGUCGACAGAAAUGUAAAUGUUUUGGGGUUUUUUUCCUCUAAAGAAUAAAGUAAAAAAUCUGA